Molecule: messenger RNA, 4183 nt
Organism: Leptopilina heterotoma
Lineage: Eukaryota; Metazoa; Arthropoda; Insecta; Hymenoptera; Figitidae
Gene: smid
Product: nuclear valosin-containing protein-like
Exons: 12
Coding region: 193-3129 (978 amino acids)
Biological process (GO): ribosome biogenesis
Cellular component (GO): nucleus
Molecular function (GO): ATP hydrolysis activity; ATP binding; preribosome binding
Source: RefSeq, a predicted model, not a curated record
UUCGCAAAUAGUUGAUUUAAAUUACAGACGUUGGUGGCGCUGAUUCUCAUUAAAAGAAAGACGUAUUUUUAGAAUUUCGAUUACCAAAGUGACGCUAAAACUUUUUCAUUUAUUGCUUGCCUGAUGGAAAGUGUGCUUUGUUAAGAUUAGAAAAUUAUGAUUGUAUACUUAAGCAAUUAAGUAAACGUAAAUAUGAAUAAUAAAGUAACCAAAUUAAAUCCGUCGAUCGACAUCAUUCCACUUCAAGGAUCCAGUGACGAUAGCCGAUUAAAGUUAAUGAACAAUCGAAGAUCAUUCAGUUCGAAUCCUAUUUAUGGCGAUCCCUUGAUUAUGGAUAGGGUACAAAUGUACCUUUAUGAAAACGAGGACAAAGUUUAUGUUGACAUUAAUAAAAUGUCAGACAGCAUUCAAAAGAAAUAUAGAGAAUAUCGAAACAGAAAACGUGGUCCAUUCAGAGAUAUGGUACGCAAGGCAUACGAUGCUGUUAAUGAGUGUUUAGCUACUAGGACAGCGUGGAAAGAAGACGAUGAAGUUGAAUUGUACGAUUCUCAAAAUGAUCACGAUGAACUUUUGAGAAUGUAUAAAAGAAGUAUGAAUUCGAAAAAUGGAAAUACGAGUGAUAAAGAGCUAAUUGAUAUUAGCAGCGACGACGAGAAAAUCAAUGAAAUGUCUAUGAUUAAGGACACUGAAGUGUUUGAAGUAAACAAAAGGCCUCGUAAAAGAUUCCUUUAUGGAAAUUCCAAUGAACAGCCGAAAGAUCAAGCAAACUUCCUUUCUUCAGAGAUUUAUCCAGAAAAAUGUUUAACAACGGAACGUCCAACAGAUAAACAGGAGAGAAAACGACAGAAACGCAAUGACGGCACUGCAUUGUAUAGUAGUUCUGUCGCAAGAAAAAGAGUGAACGUUUCAGUUGAUGAUCAUAAAGUAACAUUUGCAAAUGUCGGUGGCGCCUCGAAAGUUAUUGAAUCUGUUUGUAAACUAUUGGUUCACAUGAAGCAUCCUGAAAUUUUCAAGCAAAUGGGCAUUUCCCCACCGAGAGGAUUUUUACUUUAUGGACCACCUGGUUGUGGGAAAACUCUGUUGGCCUAUGCCAUUGCAGGGGAAUUAAAUGUCCCUAUGUUGAAAAUCGCCGGCCCUGAACUUAUUGCCGGUGUUUCCGGUGAAAGUGAAGCGAGAAUUCGCGAAUUAUUUGAACAAGCUCUUGCAUUAUCACCCUGUGUUCUCUUUUUGGAUGAAAUUGAUGCUCUCGCACCGCACAGAGCCAAUGCUCAAAAGGAAAUGGAACGUCGGAUUGUUUCUCAAUUGCUGGCGUGUCUCGAUGAUUUAAGUAAAAAGGAAAAUGGCAAUAGAGUUUUGGUUGUUGGAGCUACAAAUCGACCGGACGCACUGGAUCCAGCGUUGAGACGAGCUGGACGCUUUGAUCGUGAAGUUCCCCUUGGUAUUCCCGAUAAAGAAGCAAGAAGACAAAUUCUUGCUGUUCAUACCGAAAAAGUUAAACUCUCACCGGAUGUUGACUUAACUCGCCUGGCUUCUUUGACUCCUGGUUUCGUUGGCGCAGAUUUAGUCGCUCUAAUCAGAGAGGCUUCUAUGGUUGCAAUAAACAGAAUGUUUGCCGAAUUAAAGAAUAGUAACACUAAAAAAGAGGAGAAAAUACCGGUGAACGAUGUGGAGGAGGAUAAAAGUAUGGACAUCGAGGUAACGGAAAUAAUAACCGAAGAGAUAAAUUUAGAACAAGACGAUGCAAAGAAACCAGAGGAGAAUGUGGAGAAAGCAAAAGAGGCGGAAAAGGAGCCGGAAAUAAUAACUGAAGAACCGGAGAAAGAAAAGGAGAAAGAGAAGGAGACAGAGAAGGAAAAAGAAAAGGAAAAUCCAGAAGUCGAGGAAGUCACAUUGGAAGCAGAUUCUUCGAAAAAUGCGACAAGUGAUGAAAAAACAGAAUCGACAUCAAAGGAAACGGAGAAAGAAAUAAGUGAAGAAGAAGUUACCGAUAAUGCUGUACCUGUAGAGACUUUGGAGAAUGGUGACAUGGAAACUGAUAAAUCUUCAACGCCAGAAUCGAGUCCAGAAACAGAUCUCUUAAAAUGGUUGCACAAUGAUUUGCCAAUUUGUUCAACGACAUUGGCGUCAAUGUUUAUCGAGCACAUGGAUUUCGAGGGAGCACUUAAAGUUGUACAACCUUCAUCGAAAAGGGAAGGCUUUGCCACUGUUCCCGAUAUUACGUGGGAGGAUGUAGGUUCUCUAAAGGAUAUUCGUCACGAAUUGCAGAUGUCGAUACUGGCGCCUAUCAAACAAGCAAGAGAAUGCGAAUUACUCGGUUUAUCUGCUCCCAGCGGUGUAUUAUUGUGCGGCCCACCAGGUUGCGGAAAAACUUUGCUAGCAAAAGCAAUUGCCAAUGAGGCGGAAAUUAAUUUUAUCUCCGUCAAAGGACCUGAAUUGUUAAAUAUGUACGUCGGCGAAAGUGAGAAGGCAGUUCGACAAUGUUUCAUAAGAGCUCGAAAUUCGGAACCCUGUGUAAUUUUCUUUGACGAAAUUGACGCUUUGUGUCCCAAACGAUCGGAAGGUGAUAAUUCGUCAACAUCGAGGGUAGUCAAUCAAAUGCUAACCGAAAUGGAUGGAAUCGAGGGAAGGAAAGGUGUAUUCGUGAUGGCUGCCAGUAAUCGGCCGGACAUUAUUGACCCAGCCAUUUUGAGGCCCGGUCGUUUAGAUAAAAUUUUAUACGUAGGAUUACCAUCGUCUUCUGAUAGAGAGGAUAUUUUACGUGCCGUCACAAAGAAUGGAACAAAACCAAAAUUAGCCGCAGAUGUAAGUCUAUUCCAAGUAGCUCAGGAUAGUCGAUGUGAAAGAUAUACGGGAGCUGAUUUAGCAGCUUUAAUGCGCGAGGCAGGAGUUCAAGCUUUAACAGAAUUAAUGUCGAAUCCUUCGCAAGUUCCCGAAGUUUGUCAGAGGCAUGUGAAUAUUGCUUUCACUAAAGUAAUGCCAUCGGUUCAAGAGAACGAUAUUCAGCAUUAUGAAAAACUAAAGUCAAGAUACGCUGUGACAUUUAGUGAUAUGGACGAUACACCAAUGGAUAUUCCUGUUGAUUCAUUAAAUGAAAAUUCGUGGAAGCCAAACAGACCAGAAAGGAAGUAAUUUAAAGAAAUUUUCUUUUCCAUUCAAAGACUACCAUCCUUUGAAAUUAAUAACAUUCAUCACUGACACUGAGAAAAAAAGAUUUUUUUUUUAUCUCUAAAAGAGUUUCAACAUUAGAUUACUUUUAUUUUUUUAUUGUUGUAAUUAUUAAGUGACAUUAAAGAAGAAAUUUUUUUUUGUUUUUUUCGUAAAUUUUGUUCAUUUAUUUUUUAGAAUAGUCUCAAAAAAAAAAAUUACAAAUCUGUUUAAAUAAUGAAAAUAUAAUUUAAGAUUGUUCUCAAAGUUUAUUAAAAAGAUCGCCUCAACCUCCAUGAAUCAAAAAUUAAAGAAAAAAAAAUUGAUUUAAAGGAUGGUAGAGCUGGUAUUAAAAAUAUGAUUAAGUCACUGUAUAAUGUUUGUAAGUCAUUAAGCCUACAUUUUAAGCACGUUUAAAGAAUUUUUUUUCACACAUGCAAUGAUUCUCUUUUAAAGUACAAUUAAAUAGUAUUCACCAAGUUCUUGUAAACUUAUUUUUCAUUUAGAUUUACAUAAAGAAUAAUCAUGAUUUAUAGAUUUAUAAUUUCUAGUUUAUAAAUUCACAAUUUUCAUGAUUCUCUAAUUGAGAUUUCUGUUGUUUCUUAGAAGAAGAUGAUUAAAGAAAAACUGCACUUUUAGCAGCAAAAAAAAUAUGGUGUAAUAAAAUAAUUUUAAAAAAGCAAUGCCAAAAAAAAGUUUACCACAAUUUUUCCCGUAAUUUUUUUUUCCUUUUUUUUUGGAAAACAUUUAUUUAGUAUUAAGAGUUUUUUUUUUCUAAAAUUGUAUACUCUUUUCACUGAAUUCGAUUGUUGGAAAUUUGUAUCUGGAGUGAAAAAUUGCACGUGUCAAAAAAUAUAUCAAAAUUACUAUUUGCUUGGUAAUUUUUCAUGAAAGGCAUUUAUUUGUAAAGAAAAAGAGAAUAGAUACAAUAGUCUUCCUCUACUCCGUAUAAAUUGUUUGUUCUACAAUAUUAGAUGAUUAUUUAUCACUGUCUUAUAUUAUGAAUUUUUUGCAAUAGUAAAGAAAGACUCGGAAAGAA